ACGUGUCGGCCUCGGCCCAGAAGGAUCCGAACCACGCAAAGCAGAAUGUACCAAGGCCACAUGCAGGGGAAAGGCUCUAGGGCGGCAGAUAAGGCUGUUGCCAUGGUGAUGAAGGAGAUACCGAGGGAGGAGUCUGCAGAGGAAAAGCCCCUCCUUACUAUGACAUCACAGCUGGUGAAUGAGCAACAAGAAAGCAGACCCCUCUUGAGUCCCUCCAUUGAUGACUUUCUCUGUGAAACUAAACCAGAAGCCAUUGCCAGGCCAGUAACAUCAAAUACAGCUGUAUUAUCAACCGGUCUGGAUCUCUUGGAUCUGAGUGAACCUGUCUUACAAACCCAAAGCAAGACAAAGAAGUCAGAGAAUGCAUCAAGAGGUGAAAACUUAAAGGCUUCAACCCACAGAAAGAAGACAGACAACUCAGACCUUAUAAAUGUGGAUGCUGAGCAGAAGGUCCAGACUGGGAGAGUGCUAGAGAAAUCAUCAUUAGAUUUAGUAAAUAUUCAGACACAGCUCGAGAAAUGGGACGAAGUGAAGUUUCAUGGAGAGAGGAACACCAAGGGUCAUUCAGCUACAGAACGAAAAUCUUCAUCAUCUAGAGCUCCAUCAAAAGAGCUUUUAUGGUCUACAGAGAACAGGUCGCAGUCUGAGCUGACUAGUGUCAAAAGUGCCUUGGAGUCCAAUUCAGCAUCAGAUUUAGAAUUAGUACCUGCAACACAGGCACGAUCAACCAAAGAGCAGCGUUGGGGAGGUUCAUUCCUCUCCAGAAAUCACUCCUUGGAGGAGGAAUUUGAAAGAGCAAAGGCAGCUGUUGAGUCAGAUACAGAGUUUUGGGAUAAGAUGCAAGCUGAAUGGGAAGAAAUGGCUCAGAGAAACUGGAUUUCAGAGAACCAAGAAGCACGGGGCCAAGUAACUGUCUCAACCAGUGAGAAGGGCUAUUAUUUUCAUACCGAAAACCCGUUCAGAGACUGGCCUGGUGCAUUUGAGGAAGGACUGAAAAAACUGAAAGAAGGAGACCUGCCCCUCACUAUCUUAUACAUGGAGGCUGCCAUUCUACAAGACCCCAGUGAUGCAGAGGCCUGGCAGUUUCUUGGUAUAACACAGGCAGAGAAUGAAAAUGAACAAGGAGCUAUUGUCGCCCUCCAAAGGUGCUUGCAGCUACAGCCAAACAAUUUAAAAGCUCUGAUGGCCUUGGCUGUGAGCUACACUAAUACUGGCUAUCAACAGGAAGCCUGUGAAGCUUUAAGAAACUGGAUAAAGCAAAACCCAAAAUACAAGUACAUAAUGAAGAGCAAAAGAGGGUCUCCAGCACCUACCAGGAGAAAGUCUGAGCCAUCAAAAGAAAGUUCAUUACUCGAAGAAGUAAAGGAAGUGUACCUGGAGGCAGCUCACCAGAAUGGCGAGAUGAUAGACCCUGACUUGCAAACAGGACUUGGAGUGCUUUUCCAUCUGAACAGAGAAUUUAACAGAGCAAUAGAUGCAUUUAAUGCUGCCUUAACUGUUCGGCCAGAGGACUAUUCAUUAUGGAACCGCCUUGGAGCAACCUUGGCAAAUGGGGAUCGAAGUGAGGAAGCUGUGGAGGCAUAUACUAGAGCUUUAGAAAUUCAGCCAGGCUUCAUUAGGUCCAGAUACAAUUUGGGAAUAAGCUGCAUCAACCUAGGAGCUUACAGAGAGGCUGUCAGCAAUUUUCUCACUGCUCUCAGCUUGCAAAGAAAAAGCAGGAAUCAGCAGCAGGUUACCCAGCCGGAAAUUUCAGGCAAUAUCUGGGCAGCUCUCAGAAUCGCUCUGUCUAUGAUGGACCAGCCAGAACUAUUUCAAGCUGCUAAUUUGGGUGAUCUGGAUGUUCUGUUAAGAGCUUUUAACCUAGAGCCAUAAAAAAAAAAAGCAGCCAAGUCAUUAAGAUGUAUUAGGAAAUGCAAAACUCUUUCAUUACCAGUUUCAAAAUGACCAAGGACACUUUCCAAAAGAUCGUGGACCGUAGACCACUAGGGGAAGUUCUACCAGACAUCAUUCAAUUCCUGGAAAUCUUCAAAAGCACAAAACUUUGUAAAUACUAUUGAACUCAAAUGAAGGAUUAAAAUGAACAGCAGCUUAUCUGACAAAGACCUGACCUAGAUGAAGCAGUCAUACCCGAAGAACCUUCAUCCUGUGCAAGAUAUGCACAUAUAUACACUCACACCUAUACAGAAAAAAUAUAUUUAAGACAAAAAUCUAAUAAUCAUUGUUGCACAUUAGAGUGGGAAGGAGCACAUCAAAGGAACCUUAUUGCUUACUGCACUGAAUUGACACCGCACGCCCCUACAAUGUGGCGUCCCUAUACUUUCUUUGUUGGCCACUCUCUUCAAGGUCCUACUUCCACAUAGCUCUGCCAGGAGGUACAUGUACGAUAGAUAUAUUUUGUGGUGAAUAUAUUAGCUGGCAAUCAAUAAGGGCUUUGUUUUUAAAGGUACCUUGAUUCAAUGUUACUUUUGGACCUAAUUCACAGGCCCUCAGAGAUGGAAUUCAAGAGGAAUUCUGCACAUGGAGGAUUUACAGGGUUGGGCUCUUUAGGGAUGAGCUUUGUAAGCAGAAGCAGUAAUUUGCACUAGAAUUUUUGUUGUUUGUACCAAUUAUGGACCCAAUCCUACAAAGAGCAGGACUCUGCCUAUGUAGAGGUCCUGGUAGGUAUCAGGCCUGUGUAUGUGCAUAAGCACUUUAAUCUUUUUGUAAAUGUAUGCUGUGCUUUUAUUUAUUUUUAAAGUAGGAACAAAAGAUUUAAGGAGAUAUAUAUAUAUAUAUAGCCAUGUUGGCAUAAAGGACCAAAUA
Chelonoidis abingdonii (Abingdon island giant tortoise) is the source of this 2802-nucleotide messenger RNA. NCBI's taxonomy places the organism in Eukaryota, Metazoa, Chordata, Testudines, Testudinidae. The record is from RefSeq and is a predicted model, not a curated record.